UUGUGUGUUGUUUGGGAGCACUUCACUGUUCUCUCACUCAAAUUCUCAUUUUCUUAUUAUUCAUUUCUUUUUCCUCUGCUCUCUCUCUCUCUCUCUCGUGUCCCCUUCUCCGUGGGUGAAGUGGGUUUUUGCGAUGUCAGAGAAAGGGGGAAAGGGCGCUUCGCUGUUAAGCAAAGGGGGAUCUCUAAAAGGGAAAGAUGACAGUGCAACAAAAUCAUCAAAGGGAAGGAAGGUUCAGUUUUCUAAAGAAGGUGCAUUUGAAUCUGGAAUAAGUAGUUCACUUACUUCACUAAAAUCUGGUGGAAAAGGAGGAAAGGUUGCAAAUGGUGGAAAGAGUUCUCAGUCAAAAGACCCGCAUUCAUCAGAUCAAAGAGUUGGGAAAAAACUUUCCGAAAAUAUCAAAUGCCUGAUGGACUGUGAGGCCGCAGAUAUUUUACAAGGAAUUCAAGAGCAGAUGGUCAUGUUAUCUAGAGAUUCAACUUUCAAAAUGCCCAUAUCAUUUGACAAGGGACUGCAGUAUGCCAAAAACAAUAGCAAGUAUACAAAUCCGCAGUCUACUAGACGUGUUCUUGAACCUCUUGCAAAAUGUGGUCUCACUGACAGUGAGGUAUGUGUGAUUGGUAAUGUGUGCCCAGAAACUAUUGAUGAAGUGUUUGCUCUUCUCCCAUUAUUGAAGGAGAGAAACGUUGACAGACAAGUUCUUAAAGAUUCGUUGAGUGAGCUUGCUAAGCUUAGACGGCCGGUGUAAAGCCUUGUAAUGAAAGAGCUCAUGGGUGAGUUUUCACAUGUAGCACAUGUGAAACAAUUUUCAAACUUGGACACUAAUGUUAAAUUUUAAUCCAUGUCUUAUGUUCGGUUUUUAGUUUCUAGUCAUAUCCUACUAGGCUGUACAAAGGUCUGAUGCAGAGUUGUGAAUGACAAUUGAAUGAAUUUUGCAUGUACAAGGCCAUGGUUCUUUGUUCCCCUAGUUUGAGAUUAGGGUGAGAAAAGUUAAGAUUUGGAUAGGGUAUUAUAUAACUCAUUUUCAUACUCAGUAUAUGAAAAAAAAAAUAUUCGUGUUUUGGUUUUA
Molecule: messenger RNA, 1069 nt
Organism: Cajanus cajan (pigeon pea)
Lineage: Eukaryota; Viridiplantae; Streptophyta; Magnoliopsida; Fabales; Fabaceae
Product: DNA-directed RNA polymerases IV and V subunit 4
Biological process (GO): DNA-templated transcription initiation
Cellular component (GO): RNA polymerase complex
Molecular function (GO): nucleotide binding
Source: RefSeq, a predicted model, not a curated record